CAUUGCGGAAGUGGGAAGAGCUGCUACAGACAAUAUUUUGACAAGGAAGGACGAGGAAUUGAACAAAAAAAUAAUUUAUCCAGCAUUAACAGGUUUUAAUCACAAGUAAUCAACAUCAGCAUGUGGAAGGCAUCAGCUGGACACAAUGUGAAGCCAGGCAUUCCCCAGACUAAUGAUGAUGAUGAUGACUGGGAGACAGAGGCAGAUUUUGUGAAUGAUGUGAGUGAACAGGAACAAAGAUGGGGAGCAAAGACCAUAGAGGGGUCAGGUCACCAGGGGUCCCUCAGCCUCGCCCAACUCAGACAAGAUGUAUCACAGGACGACAAAACCGUCAAACAGAAGCAGAUGGAGGAGGGGCCUAAAGCUUCAUAUGGUUACGGAGGGAAGUUUGGAGUGCAGAAAGACAGAAUGGACAAGUCAGCUAUGGGAGCAGAUUAUGUGGCUGAAGUAGGAAAACACAGCAGUCAGACAGAUGCUUCCAGGGGAUUUGGGGGAAAGUUUGGUGUGCAGAAAGACAGGCAAGAUAAGGCUGCAGUUGGGUUUGACUAUGCUGGUAAAACUGAGAAACAUCAAUCUCAAACAGAUUAUUCUACGGGUUUUGGAGGGAAGUACGGAGUUCAGUCUGAUCGUAAGGAUAAGUCUGCCGUUGGAUGGGAACAUCAAGAAAAAGUCGCAAAACAUGAGUCACAACAAGAUUACUCCAAGGGGUUUGGAGGUAAAUACGGGGUACAGAAGGACCGACAGGACAAGGCUGCCGUGGGGUGGGAACACCAUGAACAAGUCGACAAGCACGAGUCACAAAAAGAUUAUUCCAAAGGUUUUGGAGGGAAAUAUGGGGUGCAGAAAGACAGACAGGAUAAAUCAGCGGUUGGCUGGGAGCACCAUGAACAAGUAGAUAAACACGAGUCCCAAAAAGAUUACUCUAAGGGUUUUGGAGGAAAGUUUGGGAUACAGAGAGAUAGAGUGGAUAAAUCAGCUGUUGGCUUUGAUCACAUAGAAAAAGUUCUCAAACAUGAGUCUCAGACAGACUACUCCCGUGGUUUUGGUGGUAAGUAUGGUGUACAGACAGACAGACAGGACAAGUCAGCAGUGGGGUACAGUAGUCAGGAGAAAGUCCCCCUCCACCCCUCCCAGACAGACAUGAGUAAAGGAUUCGGGGGAAAGUUUGGUGUGGAUUCUGAAAACAAAGACAAGUCUGCAGGGUCAUAUAAUGAUAUGCAGGGAGUAUCAUCAUCAUACACCAGAACACAGGCAGAUGCAAGUUCUGAGGGAGCUAAAAACAUCAAAGCUCGCUUUGAAAACAUGGCAAAGUCAGGGGAAGAGGAGGCCAAGAAAAGGGCAGAGGAGGAGAGGAAGAGGAGGGAAGCCCGUGAGGAGAGGGAACGAGAAGAGCAGAGGAGGCAGCAGGAGGAGAGAUUAAAUAGAGAGAGAUGGGAGGAGGAGCAGAGAGCAGCAAGUCAACCAGAACCUGAACCAGAACCCGAGCCUGAGCCACAACAGGAGGAAUAUGGAGACGUGUCAUAUCAACAAGUUCACAAAGAGGAAGUGCCUCCUGUUGAGGAACCAGAGGAACUGUACGAGGACACUACUCCUCAAGACGAUUAUGAGGAUGUGCAGGAACCUCCAGCAGCGCCACCUAGUGCGGCAGGGGGACUAACUGCUGUGGCAGUCUACGACUACCAAGCUGCUGAUGAUGAUGAGAUUUCUUUUGACCCAGAUGACAUCAUUACAGAUAUUGAACAGGUGGAUGAGGGAUGGUGGAGGGGUUCAUGUCGUGGUAAGAACGGACUUUUCCCAGCCAACUACGUAGAACUCCAGCAGUAAAUCUUGUGAUAGGGACCUCACCGAUUGCAGUUCAAGUCAGACGUACACAUUACAAUAAUAUCGUCAUGUAAACAAAUACCGUAAAAAUCACAUCAUGUUAACAAUUACCGUAAAAAUCACAUUAUCAUGUAAACAAUUACCGUAAAAUUCACAUUAUCAUGUAAACAUUUAAUGAUAUUUUGAAAAAGUCAUUACAAUGUUCUUAUCAAAAUCAGCGUUGGUUCUUUUCUUUAUAUAAGUUUAAGAUAAUUAUUUACCAUUUUCUAACGAAUUUAAAUAUUUGAUAUAUUGUCUUCCUUUAAUUGUUUCUGAAACUGAUUGUAUGUUUUUUGAGAGUUUUGAAUGCCAGGAGCAUGAAAUACAUGUUAUGAUGUAUAUUCAUUGUGUAACAGAAUUUUAAAAAUUGUUCUAUAUUUACUGAUCAUGGUAAACGUGAUAAUUUGUAUGUAUGAAUAUUUAUUAUUACUGCUGUAUUCACAUUAGCAUUUGUAUCAAUUUUAAGUUGAACAAAAAAGAAAUUGUUAUUAAUUGCAAAGUGUCAGUAAAGUUAACAAACUUUUACACUGAAGAAAGUGAUCAAAAAGCAAAAUCUGAUUCAUUUGUAUCUUUAUAUUUUAUUAAGAAUCCUCGUUAAGGAGAUAUAUUUUUAAUUAUAUGUAGGUAGCGUAGAUUGGGACAAUUUUCAGACACCUCUGUGGAUACUGCAUUCCAAUAUAAUUGUGAUUAUAACCCUUAACAGUGGGGUUUUCUUUGUCUGCUUACAUAUCUAUAUGGAAAAUAUGAUACAUGAAAAGUUUUCUUUUUUUUUUAAAUAAAAUUUUGAAAUAAAAGAAAAUUUACUUUAA
Messenger RNA from Saccostrea echinata, 2669 nucleotides. RefSeq names its product src substrate cortactin-like. Gene Ontology annotation, biological process: regulation of actin filament polymerization. The record is from RefSeq and is a predicted model, not a curated record. The transcript is spliced from 16 exons. Gene Ontology annotation, molecular function: actin filament binding. NCBI's taxonomy places the organism in Eukaryota, Metazoa, Mollusca, Bivalvia, Ostreida, Ostreidae. Gene Ontology annotation, cellular component: cortical actin cytoskeleton; actin filament; plasma membrane. Bases 121 to 1824 code for a protein of 567 amino acids.